Messenger RNA from Metarhizium brunneum ARSEF 3297, 234 nucleotides. RefSeq lists its product as uncharacterized. The record is from RefSeq and is a predicted model, not a curated record. NCBI's taxonomy places the organism in Eukaryota, Fungi, Ascomycota, Sordariomycetes, Hypocreales, Clavicipitaceae.
AUGGAAGUGGACGUAUGGGCGAAUGUGGACGAGUGCCUCUGGGAGUAUAUGGGGAUAUUCGUCGUCCCUGCUGUCGCUGUUGCGCUUGCUAUGCGGAUAGGUGUUCAACAGGCUGUCGCAUAUGCCGCGGACAACGAGGAGCGUUGGGAGGAGGUUGUGGACGUGGUGGUGGCUGUUGCAGCUUCUUCUCCUGCUGCGACUCUCGUGGCAGCUGAUUUAGAGGCUCCUGUUUGA